Pipistrellus kuhlii (Kuhl's pipistrelle) is the source of this 2127-nucleotide messenger RNA. RefSeq names its product inducible T cell costimulator (gene ICOS). NCBI's taxonomy places the organism in Eukaryota, Metazoa, Chordata, Mammalia, Chiroptera, Vespertilionidae. Bases 113 to 727 code for a protein of 204 amino acids. The record is from RefSeq and is a predicted model, not a curated record. The transcript has 5 exons. Gene Ontology annotation, biological process: cell-cell adhesion; T cell tolerance induction; T cell costimulation.
AACCCCCACAAAGCCACUUCCUUUCCAGCAAGUAGAAAACAUCUAGGAACAUGAAUUUUGCUGUUAUUUUUUUCAGCUCUGUAGAAGAGGAUUUCAUCUGUUCUUGCCAAAGAUGAAGUUGGACCUUUGGUAUUUCUUUCUCUUCUACUUCCAAGUCGAAGUUCUAACAGAAAAAAUCGAUUUUGCCCAGUCUAAAAUAUUUACAUUUCACAAUGGAGGUGUACAAAUGUUAUGCAAAUGCUCUGAGAAUGUCCAGCAAUUUAGAAUGGAGUUGAUGAAAGGGACGCAAAUAAUUUGUGAUUUCAGUAAGACAAAGAACGGAAACAUCAUAUCCAAACAGAGUUUGGAAUCCUGUCAACCAUCCAAUAACAGUGUCUCUUACUUUCUGAAUAACUUGGACAGUUCUCAUGACAGCUAUUACUCCUGCAAACUAUCAAUUUUUGAUCCUCCUCCUUUUCGAGAGAAGAUCAGGAGCGAAUAUUUGCAUAUUUACGAAUCACAGUUUUGCUGCCAGCUGAAGUUCUGGCUACCCAUAGGAUGUGCAGCUUUUGGUGUUGUCUUCAUUUUUGGAUGUACAUUUUUUUGUUGGCUUAAAAAUAAGAAGCAUCAAGCCAGUGUGCACGAUGCGAACAGUGAGUACAUGUUCAUGGCAGCGGUGAACACGGCAAAGAAGCCUGGGAUCAAAGAUGUUGCUCAUAACUUGGGACUCUCUAGCACUCAGGCAUGAACCACGUUGGCCAUCUCCCGCCUACUUGAAGUGCAAGAAUUCCUCCUUUCCUGGACUCUGGAAUGUCUGGCUUGAUUUGACUAUACAUCUUCUACUGAAGCUUUGUUCAAACUGGACCAGUAACUAUAUCAGUCAACACGGAUAGUAACAGACUGCCUCAGAGCAACUUUAUAGAAAGCCGGGGUCAUGUGUGCCAACAAACAGACCUGGCUGGAAUGGGGUCACUUUCACAUCUGCUUCUAGCCAGUAAAACACACACACAUCUACAAACAUUGUUAGAAUACUCCAAGGGCACUGAGCCUACAAAGCAAACAGGCAGCUGACGGCCAGCAUGUGUCUGCAACCCACUAACAGACUACCUCUUCUUGUAGGGUGAGCUUCCCUUGUUAAAUCAGACAGUAGAGGAGUUGCUUCAAAACUGUAGGUAUUUUAUUUCUGAGGUGUCAACGUGUGACUAUAUUGUACUAAUGCAUUAGUGCACAGUACUCUUUCUUGUCCAACUUCUGAACCCCAGUCCGCCACUCCACCAAUUUAGAUACUGUCUGCUCUCAACUUUCCUUUUAAAAGUACUUCUACUAUUUGAUAGACACUCUGAGGAGGGAGCUAUGUCUAUAUUUUUUCCUCUACUGCUCCAUAAAAUAUAUAUAUAUAUAUAUUCUGAUGAAUAUGGUUUACCUAUAUUCUUCCUACAAGAAUAUUUUUGCUCCAAAAGACAUCUCCAGGCCCCCCCCCCCCCCCCACCGCCCAGAUUCAAUUAAAAUGGCAUAUUAUCUUGACUUGAUAUUAGUGGUAGGAAGCAUUGACCAGAAUGGAAAGUGACUUCAUUUUAUGAUCCUGUUUUCUACCAUUACCUAUGUUUUCAAGGUGCUAUUAAUUACAAGCUGGGCUAUUUUUGUAAUGAAGGUCCUGGGGUAGAGACAAUGAUCUAUUUAGCGUCAAACUCCGGCCCUGCUGCCUCUGGGCUCCACUGGUUGAAAUGAGCCCCAUCAGCCUGGAGUAGCCAUCCAGGCCUGGAUAGAAUUCCACGGCUUGAGAUACUCCCCUGAGCGAGGGCCAACCAGGCGCUGUUGCCCUCAGAGGCUGACAUCGUCCUGGGACCACAGUGGGUGAGCCUGCAUUUGUACUCCCAGGAUUUGUGAAGAAGCAUCAGCACGAUGGCCUCUCCUAGAAACCAUGCCACUUGGAAGCCAGCCUGGCCCUUCAAGAUAGAUUUGGUUGGGGGAUUCUCAGAUAUGUGUAAUGUGGUCACUCUUAGCCUGGAUAUUUUCUCUACUUCCUGUGUGCGUGACAAAGACUUCUGAAACAGCCAGUGCGUAUUCAACAAUAGUUUUAACUAUAGGUAAAAAUGAGGUUAUGGUAGUUUUAGUAUGUGUCGUUGCUUGCUUAUAGUUUAUUUUCUU